AUUCCUCCGUCCUCAAGUCCUCCGAAUACCAUUUCAAACACUCACCCCAGAACUCUGCAAUCCCACCUCCAACAUCGCCCAGAACCCCACAAUGCAACGAGUCAAAAACGUCGGAUACGACGACGACGACAUCUACUCCGAUGAAGACGACUACGGCUAUGGCGAAGAAACAGAAGGCGUAGAUGCCCAAGGCCGCACAGCCGAAGACCUUGAAAACUUCGCUACCCUCACCCCCGUCGUGCGCGCCGAACUCGACGAAGCGGGCGUACCCAGCACCACCAAGGACAUUGAAGAUGCGCUGUGGCAUUACUUCUGGGAUGUGGGCAAAAGCGUGGCGUAUCUGAAGAAUGCGAGGACGCCACGGCCGGCGCAGGGGAAGAAGGAAAAGGUCGAGAAGAUGAAGGCGAAGAGCAAGUUUGAUGAGGCGGCGGAGAAGAGUAAGGUUAUUGCAGGGUAUUUGCCUUUACCACCCACUUCUGCUCGGGACUGGUUUAAAGAUACGCCGUGGACUGGACUUCCUGCGAAUGUGGUUGCAGAGAUGGUACCCGCCGAACCACUGCGACCGAGCCCGAAGCUAUUGGGAGGAUCCUCGAAACUGGCGAAACUGGCAGAGGAGCGACGCAAGAAGGCGGCUGCAGCACAGAGUACUCCAUCAGCACCCACCGACACCACCAGCUCGCUCGAUCGUUUGAGCAAGCCCAAAGAGGCGAAAGAGAAUGUACUCCCGAUCAGAAUCCCAGAGCCGAAGAAGUAUCCGGUCCGCAGGAAGAAGUCACCUUCGCCCCCUCCGCGAGAGCCGACGCCACCGCCAGAAGAGCCCAAGGAGCAGUUACCUGAUUUGCGGUCUGGUCCCACAGCGUUCGGACAGACCUUGUCCAGUAGCCUGCCAUACCAGCACAACGCAGCUCGCAUGGCUCUCCAGGAUCUGCUGGGCUCGAGUCCCGAGUCCAACCCAUUUGAUGGACCAUCGCCGGACGAUACAAAGACCGAAGCACUCAAACUCGACGCGCCUGCGCCUGCAGCGCCGCAAUCAAAAGUACGGAGUAAGGGUCUGGAUGUGCCGAAGCUCUGGGCGGAGGGCAAGUCGGCGAGGAAGUCAUCGGCUGGGUUUGUGGUUGUUGGACAUGUUGAUCAUGGGAAGAGUACGCUUAUGGGUCGAUUACUUCUUGAUACUGGUGCUGUGGCGCAGAGGGAGAUUGAUAAAUACAAGAAACAGGCGACAGAAAUGGGCAAGGCAUCUUUCGCCCUCGCAUGGGUGAUGGACACGGGAUCAGAAGAACGGGAACGAGGCGUCACCGUCGACAUUGCACAACAUCAUUUCAGUACUGAGCAGGCCAACUUUACCAUUCUUGAUGCGCCGGGACAUCGAGAUUUUGUGCCAAAUAUGAUCGGCGGGGCAUCAAUGGCAGAUCUUGCCGUGCUUGUGGUGGACGCAAAUCAGCUGGAGUCGGGAAUGAAGGGUCAAACGAGGGAGCAUAUCCUGCUAACCCACGCAGUCGGGCUACGGAGGAUCGUGGUGGCGGUCAACAAGCUCGAUUCGACCACGCCAGCGUGGGACCAAGGGCAAUUUGACAGCGUCAGUGCAGAAGUGUCAAAACUGCUCGUCGAGACGGGGUUUACACAAGAGAAUAUUGCAUUCGUGCCGUGCAGUGGACUGAGCGGCGAGAACGUUGUCAACAUGACAAAGUCGUCUCACAACGGCUGGACCUCGAAGAGCCAUGAGACGCUCCUACAUCAACUGGAGAUGUCCGCACCACCAGCCGUCACCACGGAGACCAUCAACAAGCCACUACGACUGCAAAUCUCGGACGUCUUCAGAGGCGGCAUCACCAAUCCCCUCUCGAUAUCAGGUCUCAUACGAAGCGGCAGCGUUCAAGUAGGCGACAUCAUCACAGCACAGCCCAGCGGGGAAACAGGGGUAGUAAAGGGCAUCGAAGUCGCAGGGGAAGUCCGAGAAUGGUCCGUCGCAGGCGAGAUCCCCACUCUCCACCUCGUAGACAUCGAUGCGCAGCAUCUCCGCAGCGGCGACGUCGUGUGCACUUCCCAAACACCCAUCACGGUCGUCAAGAAGCUGAAUGUCAAAGUCACGGCUCUGGACAGUUUGCUGCCGCAGAGUGUGGAUGUUCACAUUGGGCGCAUGCAUGUGCCGGGUUUGAUUAGUCAGUUGGUUGCUACGCUUGAUAGGGAGGGGGAGGUGUUAAAGAAGAAGCCGAGGAUGGUCAAGGCGGGUCAGAAGGCGCUGUUGAAGGUUACGUUGCAGGAUGCGGUUCCGAUGGAGAGAGGGGAUCGGGUUGUUCUGAGGGCUAAGGGAGUGACGGUUGCGGCGGGGGUGGUUGAGAGUGUUGAGACGUAG
Molecule: messenger RNA, 2353 nt
Organism: Zymoseptoria tritici IPO323
Lineage: Eukaryota; Fungi; Ascomycota; Dothideomycetes; Mycosphaerellales; Mycosphaerellaceae
Exons: 4
Coding region: 92-2353 (753 amino acids)
Biological process (GO): translation
Molecular function (GO): GTP binding; GTPase activity
Source: RefSeq, a predicted model, not a curated record